Bipolaris victoriae FI3 is the source of this 1242-nucleotide messenger RNA. RefSeq lists its product as hypothetical. The coding region runs from base 1 to 1242 and encodes 413 amino acids. The record is from RefSeq and is a predicted model, not a curated record. NCBI's taxonomy places the organism in Eukaryota, Fungi, Ascomycota, Dothideomycetes, Pleosporales, Pleosporaceae. The transcript has a single exon.
AUGUUGAGCCGCGAUAAAAGACUUUCCAAGCGAAUGAAAGAAGCCGAUCCAGCUCUGAAAGAGAUUGAAAUAGAUACGUUGUCUUAUGCACGUAAGCUCUUCUAUUUUCGACAUUUGGCGAAUGGUGGUAUCGGACUGGGAUUCGUUUACGUUAAGACGAGUGAAGAUGCACCAGGUUUUCUGGAAGCAGUCAUAAUGGCUCGGGAUUUUGAGAGCACUGAUCCCAGAGAUAAGAUCUUCGCACUGUGGAACCUAGCUCAAGAUAAGACCGGCCUAGACUUCAAGCCUCAUUACACAAAGCCGUAUGAACGCAUCUACGCUGAUUUUGCUCGAGCCUGGAUUGACCAGAACCAUUCGCUGGAUAUCUUGGGGGCAGUGGAAGCGUCAGAAAACAGCUCCUCCUUUUACAGAAAAACGCCGUCUUGGGCGCCGGAUUGGAGUGUCCCCACUCAAACCAGCUGUCUUGUGCGCAAGGACUACAUCCCGAUGAAAUUUAUCUCGAUAGUAAACGACCAACAAGGAAGAUUGUACGCCGCAGACGGCGGUAUCACACACGAUAUAUUCGAAGACCCCAUCCUCCAUUUCCAGGACAAUGUGCUACAUUGUACUGGACUCAUCAUAGAUCAAGUUGGAACCAUCCUACAACAACCUCCACAAAUAUCAACUGAAACAGUACAUCUCCAAUCCGCCGACCCUGACUGGGAAUUCCACUGCUGGACUAUCGAACUUACCGAGCACUUCCGCAACUCCGACUCAAACAUCUACGAAGACCCCCUACGGGCAGCUUGGGCAAUGUGCCAUGGCGAUAACACUGCCGCAUGGCCACCUAACCCUGACUUCAAAUCCCCUCUCGACGAUCCAUACACAUGCCAGACGGAUCUCUCUAAACAUGUUUCCGCAUGGGUACAUGGGUACCGCGAAUCUGAAGCCCGAAACAUAGUCAGACAGGUUCUGCGCGGCCGACAACCAUUUAUAUCAGACGCCGGGUAUAUGGGCUUGAUGCCCGCGUACAUCGCUGAAAAAUGGUCGGAAAUAGGACAGAAGUGCCAUAUUGCUGUUCUAGCCGGAUGCUCUGUUCCGCUCAUUCUGCAGGAAAAAGACGAUGAGACGUAUACGGUUCUUGGGGCGUGCUUUGUGCAGGGGUGGAUGGAAGGUGAGUGGAUGGAGACGAUGAUGGGGGCGGAGUCGCCGACAGAGUUUUGGAGGGGUAUGAGGGGUGUGGCCCCGCUAAGGAUAGUGUGA